This is a messenger RNA of Talaromyces proteolyticus, 1050 nucleotides long. RefSeq lists its product as uncharacterized. NCBI's taxonomy places the organism in Eukaryota, Fungi, Ascomycota, Eurotiomycetes, Eurotiales, Trichocomaceae. The record is from RefSeq and is a predicted model, not a curated record. Bases 1 to 1050 code for a protein of 349 amino acids. The transcript has 3 exons.
AUGUUGUCCCUCGACCUACGAGCUUUGAAAGCUUUGUACAUAAUUACCACAAGCGCAUUUCUUUCCUUUCUUAUUGUAUUCUAUUCGCACCACAUGGUUGCAAGUGAUGUUAUCCACUCGUUGGUAUCUGCGUUCCCUUUCACAAAUGACAAACCUGUGCCAGCGGAAUCAACAUUCGACACAAACACUAUCGAGCUGAUACUCGGCAACCAUAACGAAGAGCCGAUACUGGGUGACCACGAUAUAGAGCUAGUGGUUGCCAGCUUGAAGGAACAAAACACUUCCUGGUACUCGGUAUAUUUUCCUGACUGGAAACAUAAUAUCUACAUUGUCAAUGACUUGACAGCAUCAUUGACAGUACCGCGGAAUAAAGGUCACGAGGCAAUGGUUUAUCUAACGUACAUCAUUGACCGCUAUGACAACCUCCCAAACAACACUGUCUUUCUGCAUGCUGAUAGAUUCCAAUGGCACAACGAUAACCCUGACUAUGACGGCGUUCCAUUGCUGCGUGACUUGCAAUUUGCCUACUUGCAAGAAGAAGGAUACGUGAAUCUGCGCUGUGUAUGGGUACUUGGUUGUCCAGCAGCAAUCCAUCCAUUCAACGAUGAGGCUAUUAGUGAUGAACACAAUGAGCAGGCUACUGGAGAAAUUUUUCGUCAAGUUUUUGAGGAGUUGCUACCAGGUCAUCCCGUCCCUACUGAAGUCGGAGUCAGCUGUUGUUCACAGUUCGCCGCCACAAGGGAGGCAAUCCAGCAGCGACCCAAGGAUGACUAUAUACGUUUCCGAGAAUGGCUGUUAAAUACCCCAUUUCAGGAUGGGCUGAGUGGUCGUUUUUUCGAGUAUUCCUGGCACAUCAUAUUCGGAAAAGAUCCUGUCUAUUGUCCCUCCGCAGCAGACUGUUAUUGCAAGGUCUAUGGGAUGUGCGAUCUUCCGAAUUGUACGACCGGUGAGUGCAAAGGCCGCUACAAUUUGCCCCCAUACGCGACACUACCAGAUGGCUGGCCACGAGUGGGCUGGAAUGGAGAAGAGAGGCCUUUCUCCGGGCCGUAG